CUUACCCGACCCGACUUGUUGAUUUAUCACUGAAAGGCUGAACGCUUGACUUUGCUGCUGUUUUUUUGAUCGAGUUUUCUCUCCAAGUCGAAUUGAGAAAAAGAUAUGUCAGGUGAAAACGUUAACAGCUCUUGUAAGAUGGGAUUGGGACCUCAAGGGAAUGAGAAACACCUCGAGGAGUGCACCGUUUCCAAUGCACUAGGGACGUGGGUGUUCUCAGUGCUAGGCGCAUUGGUUGCUAUCCCUGUGGGAAUAAAACGAAAGUCACUAGGUCCACUCGUGUUCUUCGGCACAACCGGAACUAUGCUCGACAUCAUCAUUGGCGUGACUCAGUGCGAGAGAGAACACGCUGAACACCAAAAGAAGUUGCUCCAAGACUCUCAAAACGCCGCAACAAUCAUCAACGCAGACACCGAUUCCAUUUCCUAAAAUUCUCUUCUUAAUUACAGUUUCUUUUCUUUUCCAGUAAAAGAAAAGACUUUGUUUUUGUUAUGAUCAAAACUUGUUUCAGGACUCGUGUGUUGAGAGAACAAAGAAGACAGCUUUUAUUUGAUGAUGAUUUACGCAAAAAUAAAAAACAUCAUGUUUUAAACCAAAAAAAGAAAAGGAAGAUUCUGAUGAGGUGGCAUGAACUCUUCACACACCAUCUCCUGCUCCGAGUACGAACCAGCGAAGAUGAGCCAAGAAAGACAAGGACAUGGACAAGCAUAUAUAUGAUCCCAAGCCCCAACUUUACGUCUGCCUCUGGUUGCACUCUUCUCAUCCGCUCCACCACCGCAGGCACCUGAAUGAUUCCGAUCAUAACAGUCAGGAAACAUAGAUGAGCUAAGAGGCUGAACUCCUUUGCCCACUGGAAUGCAACGUGUUCUCCUCCGUCCUUAGUGUCCAAACCAGAGUGCCGUUUGCAGUAUCUUGUGAAAAUGUCGAGCAAGACUGCCAUGUAAAAACGGUCUGUUACUCGGCCAAUCUCGUCAUGUAACUCUACAACUCCAUCCAUUGCGAUAUAGAAUGAAGAAUCUUGGAAGAAAGAAAACAUAAAAGAAGAAGGAAGAAAGGGAGAGGUGGGUUUUUAUCGGCAGCAGCGCAUGAAGGUUUGUUUGGGCAACCUAACCAUGGUUAACAAUCUAGCUAGCACAUUUUGGCAUUUUCCUUAACGGCGUAAGUUAGUUAGACUAGUAAGGAACUCUACCAGAGACUACUUUCGUUAUUAACCGUGAUGAGACAAAGGUUCAUUUUAGUUCCUUUAUUAUUAGUUAUUGACCGCAUCUUACUGCAACAUGUUACAUAAUAGAAUCCUCUCAACUAUAUUAAUAAUGAUUAAUCAUAUAGGUUAUGUAACUACAGUACUGUA
Messenger RNA from Eruca vesicaria subsp. sativa (arugula), 1351 nucleotides. NCBI's taxonomy places the organism in Eukaryota, Viridiplantae, Streptophyta, Magnoliopsida, Brassicales, Brassicaceae. The record is from the annotation of a GenBank genome assembly.